GCCUUCCCUCCGCGCCUCGGCCGCGUGGCUUGCGGCUUAUUUUCCCAGCUGGCAAGCGUCGCGCUGCAGACAAGGGAAUGCCUGUGGUGAGUUGUUUAUUUUGUUGAAGUUUGCGGUGGGCCCGGGGGACGUGGGGGGCGAGCGGCAGGCAGCGGCCGGGACUGUUUUGUUUAGGUCUCCAUCCACCUGUGGGGUAUAAAUCUGCCAGCCUCAAGGCGGCGGGGGACCGGAGUGAGAAAGCUCUGACGCUCCCAAAAGCCCCUUUUCGCAACUUACAGAUCUAGGACCACAUUUGAUUCUCCACGCCUGGAACCGGCUAGAUCCUAGUUUACGCUCACCCCGCCCUCCAGCCUCCCAUCAACGCUUCCCGCACCCGCUGUGUGCAGGGCUGGCGCUCCGCAGAGCAAACAGCGCCCACGACCCAGGGACAGCUGGCCACCGAAGUCCCUCCCCGGCGCCCUUCCCCGUUCCUUGAGGAUAGGGGAGCUGAGGUUUUCAUGUGAAGGGCGCCCAUGAAAUUCGUGGGAACUUGUUCUGGCGUCUUCUGGAGUGGAGUUCUUUCAGGGGUUUCGGGUCUGCCCGGGACUACAAAAUGGGAUCCUGGGUUGGCUGGAGUUUCCCAGACUAGGCUGGAGAGAGGUCGGCUGUUGGCUCGCGGGAGAGCCCAGAGGAACCCCUUGGGCGAUGGCAGUCAAGACCGGCGGCUGCGUUUGCCUGGAAGAAAAGCCUAAAUACAUUAGCGAGCUGGUAAAGCUUUUAAGGCCUUCUUGGGAGCGAGUGGCUGGCUAAUGAGAGGUUAAUUUUGUUUCGAAGGGAAGGCUGCACUGGUUUCCUGAGAUAAAUGGACAGGAAGCGCAUUACCUCCGCGCGCUGGCAAGCGGCUCCCAAAUGCUUUUUGCACCUGCCGUUUUGAGCGGUGAGAGCAGCGGCGGAGCCCGCAGGGAUUGCGGGGGCCCGUUGUCUACGAGCGGGUGAUGAGCCCCCCGCAAGCCCCGGGCUCUCUCCCUCCGCGAGUGCAUUGCUCACGCCAAGCUUUGGGACUCUUCUCUCACACCCAGGUCCUGCGUGUUCCGAAGUUCAGGGGCCCCCUGAUCCCGCUGAGCCCCCUCCAGGAGCGAAAGGGUUAAGAAUGAUGUAAGUACAGGCACUUGAUUUCUCAAGUCGCCCGCUUGGCCCUCUUCCAAGUUGUACUUUCCUUAUUUUCUCUCCUUUCCUUUCCUUACUGUUCUAACGCUUUUUAAUAAACUUUCACUCUUGCUCUGAAAAAAAAAAUGAUGUAAGUACAAACCACGAGCUGCUUGACGCUGAGCUGUUGGACUCCGGGCUAUUUCAGCCGCUGCUUUGGGUACACAGUGGCCGGGGAGCAGCCGGGGAGCCCUUACUCUAGAAAGGAUUGCACAAAUCGCAAGCUUAGGUGAUCUGUUAAGCAGUCAGAGAUUCUCCUGUUAGAUUUCUGGAAAUGGAGACAUAUUAACUGGAGAACAGUUAAAAACAUCACGUAUAGGCUCAGGAAAUGAAACUGCAUCUUGUUUAGAAUCCAUUAGUGUUUCUGGCAUGUGUUUUAAUUCUGUCCACUUGCACGUUCAUGCCGUAGUAUGCUUUGCUGGAUUCUCCGGAUGUACUGUUCAGGUCUCCUCCUUCCUUUCUGAAAACAAAGAGAAAGGGAGAAAGAGUACCAGUGGCAAGAAACAGGGUGGAUGUGUGAAUUACACAAGUCAUCAGCCACUUCAUGAUUUUUUUUCUGAUUAAAACAUAAAACUUUUAUAAGUCACCGAUUUUUUUGUUUGUGUUCUAGCUCCCUCCCCGAUUUUUCUUUGUACAAUAUAAAGUCGUUUGUAACUUGCAGCUCACGGGCUUGAGGAGUGGCUGCGGUAUAAGCGACUAUUCACUACGCUCUUGCUUUCCAAGCCAAUUCCUGAUCUUGUGAACAGUACGAAUUUACCCGCGAGUGUGUCAACUGACCUAUGUCUUGAAAAUAGGAACCACCUUGCGGUUUACUUGUGAAAAUUAGCAUUUUCCUCUAGCGGCUGAACACUUAUGCAGCAAUAAAAAGUGAAUUGUUAGGCUUAUAAAUCUCGAGCUUGUCAAAUUUUACAACAGAGGAGCAAUAAAGCACCUUAUAGAGAUGAAGUUUUUCCUCUGAAGAACAGUUCCGUUUAACGACACCAGGAUUUGCAAUGACUCGAGGACGCCCUCUAUUGAUAGGAAAAUCUAGAGCACCCGUGUACUUAUGGAACAGGAUAUAGGGGGAGGGGAGUAAAAAAUCAUAGAAAGUCACGAGUGGAAAGACCCAAACCAAACAGAAAUUAUUGAUCCUUAACUAUUGAGUAUAUGCUUUGAAGUAUGAUCAAUAAAGUGAGAUGCUGCUUUUAUAGGGGUCGAAUUAAAUCUUGGGUUAAGAGAAAAAAAUGUAGUCUUUGUUAGCCAAAUACUUUGAAAAUCAGUAUUAUGUUUGAUUACUUUUUUAAGAUGCUUCUUAGUAUGUCAUGAACUGUAUCUAAUUAUAUGAAGUAAUUGCAAGAUAGUAAAUUUUUGCUCUAAUAAUACUUAGUCCGCAGCAUUAUCUAAAAAUGUCAUAUAACUUCCUCCCCAAAAGUCAUUUCUCCAGGCAACUGUGAAGCUAUUAUUAAGCGUAUUAUGGAUAUACACAGGCUUGGAUUAUAUUGUGGAUAGUGAAAGGUGUGUUUACCCCUUAAGUCAUCAUAGUAUGUAACAAGUAAGUAAUGAAAAGUUACAGUAAAAACAGAUAGGCAUCCUUCAUUAGGGACCUAGUGGUUUGGGCAAUUCAAAAUGUGUCUAAUAAGUGAGCUGGUGAGACUGAAGGUUUGCCCCUCAAUUAUCCUAGUCCAUUGAUUAGCUCAUUUAAACAUGUGUGGAAUAUCAGCAUGUCCGUGGUUGAUAAGAAAUUCCUAAUUAGAGAUUCUGAGUAACAUAGCGGGUACAGUUGCCAACUACGAUUUGGAUGUUAGUGGAUUUUAAAUGGCAACCCUGUGCUGUUUGGGGAAAGGCAAAGGCGAGGGCGGUAUCAAGUGUCUCUCAGCCUUGAGGUCAUUCUUGAGAUUAGAUACCACUUCACACCUACCGAUAACAAAUUGGAAUCUAUCAUCAGUCUCAUAACUGCUUUUCUGUCUCCACUUGGCAGCCUCUUUCUUUGUAGACAAUUGUCUUUUUCCUCACUUUCGGACCCAUCCGAUCAUAAAAGGAGAAAGUGAGCUGCCAUUGAAUUAAUCCGUAGAAAUUUGUGGAAAAUUUAAAUAAUCUGUAGAAAUUUGUGAAAAAGCCACUGAGCAACAACAAAUCGUGGCAUAAUUACACUGCAUAAAAACCCACCACUCUCAUUAAUUACACUGUAACCGAACGUUGAAGUUUGCCCACUCUUAGACCUCUCCUUGCCGCUUUCAGGAAGGGAAAUGUCAAACUAGAACACCUGAGCCUCGCACAGCUGCCAGCGAAUUCCGGCGGCAGUUCGCGGGUACCUUCCCAGCCCAUCCUAUCUGCUCCGGACCGCGGGUGACAUUCAGAUUUCCAACACCGCCCCGAGCUUGCUUUACCAGACACCCUCAAACGACUCGGAACGCGGUUCCGCAGAUGUGAUUGGCUGAAAGGGGACCUGCCGCGCGGCGCUCUGUAAAAGCGCCUGCUUCCUCCAAGGAGGUGGAGCUGAAGCUGGCAGGGCCAGGGCAGGGAGGGGUAAUUAAAUUAAAAAAAAAACUUGGAGGGAAGAUGAAUCGGAUCACAUUAAUUCAAGGAGAGGUCAAAGGCCGGUACCUUUGUAACGCCGGCGAGAGUAAGACUUGCGGUCGCCCAUUUCUGUUGGGCGCGAGGAAACAGUAAAUCGCGGAAGGGGGUAGAGGGGGAAGGAAAGGGAGCGCGAGGCAGCAUGCGGCGCAGGAGAGAGGACUUGGAGUCGAUGGACAGGGAACUCGAAUUACACUGAGCGGGCGGGGGAGAGGGCCCUCUGGGUCCUGCGAUUGGCAGGCUGAGUCGGGCUGACAAGGAAGAAGAGGAAGCGAAGCGCGCCCCCCGGCCCAUGCCGCAGCCACGGGCCCAGACCCGCCACGGCGCCCGCGCCGCCGCCCUCGCCGGAGCCCACGAGACCUGCAUGGACGGGCAUGGGCUUGAGAGCAGCACCUUCCAGCGCCGCCGCUGCCGCCGCCGAGGUUGAGCAGCGCCGCAGCCCCGGGCUCUGCCCCCCGCCGCUGGAGCUGCUGCUGCUGCUGCUGUUCAGCCUCGGGCUGCUCCACGCAGGUGACUGCCAACAGCCAGCCCAAUGUCGAAUCCAGAAAUGCACCACGGACUUCGUGUCCCUGACUUCUCACCUGAACUCUGCCGUUGACGGCUUUGACUCUGAGUUUUGCAAGGCCUUGCGUGCCUAUGCUGGCUGCACCCAGCGAACUUCAAAAGCCUGCCGUGGCAACCUGGUAUACCAUUCUGCCGUGUUGGGUAUCAGUGACCUCAUGAGCCAGAGGAAUUGUUCCAAGGAUGGACCCACAUCCUCUACCAACCCCGAAGUGACCCAUGAUCCUUGCAACUAUCACAGCCACGCUGGAGCCAGGGAACACAGGAGAGGGGACCAGAACCCUCCCAGUUACCUUUUUUGUGGCUUGUUUGGAGAUCCUCACCUCAGAACUUUCAAGGAUAACUUCCAAACAUGCAAAGUAGAAGGGGCCUGGCCACUCAUAGAUAAUAAUUAUCUUUCAGUUCAAGUGACAAACGUACCUGUGGUCCCUGGAUCCAGUGCUACUGCUACAAAUAAGAUCACUAUUAUCUUCAAAGCCCACCAUGAGUGUACAGAUCAGAAAGUCUACCAAGCUGUGACAGAUGACCUGCCGGCCGCCUUUGUGGAUGGCACCACCAGUGGUGGGGACAGCGAUGCCAAGAGCCUGCGUAUCGUGGAAAGGGAGAGUGGCCACUAUGUGGAGAUGCACGCCCGCUAUAUAGGGACCACAGUGUUUGUGCGGCAGGUGGGUCGCUACCUGACCCUUGCCAUCCGUAUGCCUGAAGACCUGGCCAUGUCCUACGAGGAGAGCCAGGACCUGCAGCUGUGCGUGAACGGCUGCCCCCUGAGUGAACGCAUCGAUGACGGGCAGGGCCAGGUGUCUGCCAUCCUGGGACACAGCCUGCCUCGCACCUCCUUGGUGCAGGCCUGGCCUGGCUACACACUGGAGACUGCCAACACUCAAUGCCAUGAGAAGAUGCCAGUGAAGGACAUCUAUUUCCAGUCCUGUGUCUUCGACCUGCUCACCACUGGUGAUGCCAACUUUACUGCCGCAGCCCACAGUGCCUUGGAGGAUGUGGAGGCCCUGCACCCAAGGAAGGAACGCUGGCACAUUUUCCCCAGCAGUGGCAAUGGGACUCCCCGUGGAGGCAGUGAUUUGUCUGUCAGUCUAGGACUCACCUGCUUGAUCCUUAUCGUGUUUUUGUAGGGGUUGUCUUUUGUUUUGGUUUUUUAUUUUUUGUCUAUAACAAAAUUUUAAAAUAUAUAUUGUCAUAAUAUAUUGAGUAAAAGAGUAUAUAUGUAUAUACCAUGUAUAUGACAGGAUGUUUGUCCUGGGACACCCACCAGAUUGUACAUACUGUGUUUGGCUGUUUUCACAUAUGUUGGAUGUAGUGUUCUUUGAUUGUAUCAAUUUUGUUUUGCAGUUCUGUGAAAUGUUUUAUAAUGUCCCUGCCCAGGGACCUGUUAGAAAGCACUUUAUUUUUUAUAUAUUAAAUAUUUAUGUGUGUGCUUGGUUGAUAUGUAUAGUACAUAUACACAGACAUCCAUAUGCAGCGUUUCCUUUGAAGGUGACCAGUUGUUUGUAGCUAUUCUUGGCUGUACCUUCCUGCCCUUUCCCAUUGCUACUGAUUUGCCACGGUGUGCAGCUUUUACUCGCCACCUUCCGGUGGAGCUGCCUCGUUCCUUUGAACUAUGCCCUCACCCUUCUGCCCUCACUUGAUUUGAAAGGGUCGUUAACUCUCCCUUACAGGUGCUUUGACUCUUAAACGCUGAUCUUAAGAAGCUCUCUUCAUCUAAGAGCUGUUACUUUUUCAGAAGGGGGGGUAUUAUUGGUAUUCUGAUUACUCUCAAUUCUAAUUGUUAUAUAUUUGAGCCCAUACAGUGUAUUAGGUUGAACCAUAGAAACUGCUAUUCUCGUAGGUCAAAAGGGUCUAGUGAUGGAAGUUUUGUAGAUAAGUACCAGGCAUCUCAGUAACUCCUAGACUUUUUCUCAUCCCAUGCCCCGUUUUAAAUUGUCAGUUUUCCCUCUGACUCUUCUGUGUUAAAACAUGAAACUAUAAAUUUAGUAAUUAUCAUGCCUUGCUCUUUUUAAUCUAUAUGACUGAUGCAAGCCCCUCUUCUUAACCGUUUCUUGGCUUUGAGCCCAGAAACACAGCUCUCCCUGUCUCCAACUCCAGUAAGCCCUCCUCAGCCUCACCUUACGAAUCCAAAGAACUGGGGUUUGUUAGGUUCUUUCUCUAAUGUAGAGGCCCAGAUCCCAUCACAAAGUUUUUCAUUCUUCCUUGUCCACCAUGAUCUUCAUCACAGUCUUUGAUAUGUCUGCAUGCAAAGUGGAACAGAGUUGGGCGGCAAUGACAGAAGAGCUUCCUUGGCCUGACUCGGUGUGCGGCCACUUCGGCACUGCUUAAUCCAGAUAUUCUUGUUAACUAAGCAUUGUGCUUCCCAGGUGGUCUGAAGUCAGGUACUCUCUCUCUCAACACCUGUAGUUGAAUAUGAUUUGGUCAGUUGCUCGUUGUAACUUGGAGAAAUUCCUAUAAAGUAAGAUCUCCUUGCCUCUUCCAUCCAUUGUUGGCACCCCCUUGCAAAAGGAAAAGAACAGCAAAAGUCAGGAGCAGUAAUCUGAGAAAGUUAACUCCAGGAUAGGUAGGUUUCUAUUGUUAUAGCUAGAUGUAAAUCUUUAGUUCCAAGAAGUGAUAGAGUUUCUGCUUUAAUAAUUUGUUGAUAAGUUUACAUAAACAGAAAUAAAAGAUACUAUCUUUACCGUAGUAGUUCAGGCCAAGAUUAUGCUUAGUUUUAGUUCUCCAGGUAGUUACUUUUGCCAUGUCCUAUUGAUCAGUGACACUGCCAGAGGCCCAUACCGGCAAGAGGAAGAGGACGUCAUUUUGUAAAGUUUAACUUCUUAGCGAACUGAUGUGCCACCCAGUCACAGAGUGGAGUUGUGAAUUCAUGUAGAGGUGGCAAACCUCUACCUUGUGUUGAUGAGAGAAUAAUCUUGGGCAGUCUGGGAAAAUAAGGAAGGCAUCUCCUUCUUACUCAUGGAGAUUCAACUAUAGAGAGUUGAAACCUAAACCCGCCUUCCUUUUAUAGAAGCUGGACUAGAGACGGACUGACCAUCAGCUCUGAACUGUGGCUUUUUUUGUUCACCUAUGAUGCCAUGUACCAAAUUCAGAAGCUAUCGUUAAUAAUUUGUUUUAUAAUUGAGUAGUACAAGCGAGGAAAAAAUACGGAGGAUAACCACUAUUUUUGUGCAAAUAAUAUGAAAGUGAAGUAAAAGCAAUAGAAGAAAUUUCUAUAGGAUCUGGGUUUAGAGUGUGUAUCAUUAAUAAAUAUACCUUUGCUCUUUUCAGGGAAAAUAACAACCACCCUUACUGAUAGUUGGGAAAAGAAGAUUGGGUUAUUUUGCCAUAUCAUUUAGCUGGAAGUGACAUUUAAAAGCACCCUGCAUCACUAGUAAUAGUGUAUUUUGCUAUUCUGCCCUUGUAAUCGGUGUCCCUGUAAAACAAUCCCCACAGAUUACUUUCAGAAAUAGAUGUAUUUCUCUACGUAAGGGCCAGGUUUAUUUUCUCCUUUUUUGAGAUUUCUAGAAAAAAUGCUGCUUGCACAUGUUGGUUCUUGAAACCUUAGCUAGAAGAAUUUCAGGUCAUACCAACAUGUGGAUAGGCUAUAGCUGUUCAGAGGUCUCCUGGGGGAGCUUAAAACGGGGGAAACACUGGUUUUCACAGAUGCUCCACAUGGCUGUCUUUAAAAGACUCAAAACUUUUUUUUGUCCUCUUUGUUAUGCUUGGAAGCUCCCCCCCCCCCAACAGUGUGUCGAGUCUUUGCAAAGAAACCUUUAGAUGUGGUUCAUAGAUAUAUGAAUACGUAUCUGUGUAAAACAGUGAGUGUGCAGUGUGUAAAUACUUUAAAUUAUUAUGCUAGAAAAAUAAAGUUACAUACCUUGCUGUGGAA
Molecule: messenger RNA, 8167 nt
Organism: Homo sapiens (human)
Lineage: Eukaryota; Metazoa; Chordata; Mammalia; Primates; Hominidae
Gene: RGMB
Product: repulsive guidance molecule BMP co-receptor b
Exons: 4
Coding region: 4113-5426 (437 amino acids)
Biological process (GO): positive regulation of DNA-templated transcription; signal transduction
Cellular component (GO): membrane raft; endoplasmic reticulum-Golgi intermediate compartment; plasma membrane
Molecular function (GO): identical protein binding
Source: RefSeq, a predicted model, not a curated record